Oikopleura dioica is the source of this 432-nucleotide messenger RNA. Lineage: Eukaryota; Metazoa; Chordata; Appendicularia; Copelata; Oikopleuridae. The record is from the annotation of a GenBank genome assembly.
AUGUCAUCUCUAUUUACGGGCUGUCAAAGACUCGUGUUUUUUCUUCUUUUAUCGAAUGUGUUUUUGACCUCGGCCAAGAUCAUCCAAAUCCUGCUGAAUAAAGGCGAAGAUCCAACGAUUGAGGACAAGCGGGGAAACUCGCCGCUGCAGCUGUUUGUCAAGUGGAACGCCAUCAGUAUUGACAUGAUCGACGAUUAUAGGCGGGUUCUGCGGAUUUAUCUCGAAUGCCUGGAGAAAAAAUAUGGAAGCAAGGCGAUCGACAAAAUUUACAGCAACGGAAACGCUUGUCUCCAUACAGCAAUCAUUUUCGCCGAACAUACGACAGUAGAACUACUACUCAAAUCUGGCGCAGACAUCAACCUCAUGAACAAAAAACACGACAGCGCUUUGAUGCUUGUAAAAGAUCUCAAAACAAAGAAUCCCAAAAAAUAA